GGGCCCUGACGCCUAGCCUUCGCUGCCAGUGCCAGGGGACGGCGGGCAGCAGGUGCCGAGGACACCGGUGUCAGGGGAAUCAGGGGUGUGCAGGCAGCUUAAGACCCAGUUUCCAGCCUUCGUGGCCAGGCACCUACGCGGCGCCCGAGGGCGGGACCCACGGGGCUCUUACCGGUAGUUUGGGGCUGACCUCGCCCUUACAAAAGUGGCAGAAGAAACGGUGCGCGGCGACAGCGGAGCCCGCGUCCGCCCCCGCCGCCGAGGCCUCCGCCAUGUUUCGCCUCCGCCGCGGAUGUCCGAAAGGGCGGCCGGCGGUCCCUCCCCAGGCCGCUACCUCCUGGGCUGCGGUCGCCGCCGCCGCCGCCGCCGCCGCUGCCGCCGUCGCCGCCUCCUCUGUGCGGCCGGCCGCUCCUGGACCCGCAAGGGUCACGUGAGCCCGCCCGGCCCCGAGAGGCCCGCCCGCCAGCGGCCGCGCGACCCGAGGCCCGCCUCCCGGCACCAAAGGCAGAGGAGGGACCGCCCGCCAGCACCUCAGACAGCCCCUGGCCGGUCCUCCAGCCUUCCACCGAGAGGAAAGAAAGAGCGUCCUCCGGAAACCACCGACACUGCCGGCUAGAGCGGUCCGUGCUCUGACCCUUUCCGCGUCCGCCCGGAUGGCGCUCUACUUUGGAGACGGGGUGGUGGGCUGCCCCUGAGUUUAGGCUGCUGGUCUCCGGAGGAUAACAUUUGGAGCUUCUAAAUUAGCACUGACCCUGAGAGGUCUCACAAUCUGGACCGAGUUUGCUUCGUAUUUACUAUGUAGCCCAGUUCUGAGGCUCUCGGGCACAAUGACUCAAGCAGAGAUUAAACUGUGCUCUCUAUUGCUGCAAGAGCAUUUUGGUGAGAUUGUAGAAAAAAUUGGCGUCCACCUAAUCAGAACCGGCAGCCAGCCUCUUAGGGUAAUUGCCCAUGACACAGGAACAUCACUGGACCAGGUGAAGAAGGCCCUUUGUGUCCUCAUCCACCAUAACCUGGUGAUCUAUCAUGUCCAUAAACGUGGUGUGGUGGAGUAUGAAGCCCAGUGCAGCCGAGUAUUGCGGAUGCUUAGGUAUCCCCGGUACAUCUAUACCACCAAAACGCUGUACAGUGACAGUGGCGAGCUGAUUGUUGAGGAGCUCCUGUUGAAUGGCAAGAUGACAAUGUCAGCUGUUGUGAAGAAAGUAGCGGACCGACUCACAGAGACCAUGGAGGAUGGCAAGACCAUGGACUAUGCUGAGGUCUCAAAUGCGUUUGUGCGACUGGCAGAUACUCACUUUGUACAGCGCUGUCCCCUGGUUCCUGACACUGACAGUUCUGACCCUGGGCCACCGCCACCUGCCCCGACCCUUGUCAUUAAUGAAAAGGACAUGUACCUAGUUCCUAAGCUGAGCUUGAUAGGAAAAGGUAAAAGGAGGCGAUCAUCUGACGAGGAUGCUGCUGGAGAGCCCAAGGCCAAGAAACCAAAAUACACAGAUCACAAAGAGCCCACUCCAGAUGACGGGAUUUAUUGGCAAGUCCACCUUGACAGGUUCCACCAGCACUUCCGAGACCAAGCAAUCGUGAGCGCAGUCGCAAACCGAAUGGACCAGACAAGCAGCGAGAUUGUGCGGACAAUGCUCCGGAUGAGUGAGGUUACCACCCCCUCUGGUGCUCCGUUUACCCAACCACUGUCCUCCAAUGAGAUCUUCAGGUCGCUGCCUGUUGGCUAUAACAUCUCUAAGCAAGUCCUCGAUCAGUACCUCACGCUGCUGGCAGAUGACCCACUAGAAUUUAUUGGGAAGUCUGGCGACAGUGGAGGAGGAAUGUAUGUCAUCAACCUCCAUAAAGCAUUAGCAUCCCUAGCCACUGCAACUCUGGAGUCUGUCAUCCAGGAGAGAUUCGGGUCUCGCUGUGCCAGAAUAUUCCGUCUGGUAUUGCAGAAGAAACACCUGGAGCAGAAGCAGGUGGAGGACUUUGCAAUGAUUCCUGCAAAGGAGGCAAAGGAUAUGCUGUAUAAGAUGCUCUCAGAAAACUUCAUAUCACUCCAGGAAAUUCCAAAAACACCAGACCACGCCCCGUCCAGGACCUUCUAUCUGUACACCGUGAAUGUGCUCUCGGCUGCCAGGAUGUUGCUGCACAGGUGCUACAAGAGCAUAGCCAACUUGAUAGAAAGACGGCAGUUUGAAACGAAAGAGAACAAGCGGCUGCUAGAGAAGUCUCAGAGGGUAGAGGCCAUCAUCGCAUCCAUGCAGGCCACGGGUGCAGAGGAGGUGCAGCUGCAGGAGAUCGAGGAGAUGAUCACAGCUCCUGAACGGCAGCAGCUGGAGACGCUGAAACGCAACGUUAACAAGUUGGAUGCCAGUGAGAUCCAGGUAGAUGAAACCAUCUUCUUGCUGGAGUCAUACAUCGAGAGCACCAUGAAGAGACAGUGACCUAGAAGAAGCAGUCCUGGAAUCGAACUCAGGGCUUUCACGGGCUAGUCAGCUACUGUACCAUUGAGCGCCAUCCCCAACCAGAAACCAGCAUCCUUCUCAAAAGAUCUAGGAGACAGAAAAAAAGAAGGUGCUUGGAUUAAUUCUUUGCAAUGAGAUACGUUGCAGAUUCUUUUUAGGUUUUUCAAGACAGUCUCUCUGUGUAGCCCUGGCUGUCCUGGAA
This is a messenger RNA of Onychomys torridus (southern grasshopper mouse), 2652 nucleotides long. It is a transcript of the gene Polr3c, whose product is annotated as RNA polymerase III subunit C. The transcript is spliced from 16 exons. Gene Ontology annotation, cellular component: RNA polymerase III complex. The record is from RefSeq and is a predicted model, not a curated record. Bases 828 to 2429 code for a protein of 533 amino acids. Gene Ontology annotation, biological process: DNA-templated transcription. NCBI's taxonomy places the organism in Eukaryota, Metazoa, Chordata, Mammalia, Rodentia, Cricetidae. Gene Ontology annotation, molecular function: single-stranded DNA binding.